AGGGACAGUGUUCAGUUAGUUUAAACUCUUCCAUAAGCAUGUUGCCUAGUUUCACUGUAAAAUGAUUAAUUCUGUCCUCUAUACUGAUGUAAAGUAUGCCAAAUGGAAAUAGAAUUCUGCAAGUCUAGUGUUCGCAUAUUUGGAGAACUAAAAUAAAUUAAAAUAUUUUCAGGGGAAUAACUUGUAUGAAAAUACCAUGGACAACUAAGGCACUUGUGGCUACCUUUGAAAAUCCAGUUAAUUAUUUACAAAAGUAAUGCUUUAGGUAGUUUUCACAGGUGGUGGAAGCUGUUGAUGGAGAAAAUAAUGAAGAUGAGAUUUAAAAGCUGUUUUUUCUUCCUAAUUAUGAUGUAUUCAGGCAAACUCUCCGCAGAAGAUCAACGUUGUGAUUUGCCACACAUAGAAAAUGGAGAGAUUGCCCAGUACUACUAUAAUUUCAGAAGUUACUAUUUCCCUAUGCGUAAGGAAAAGAAACUUUCCUAUUCGUGUCUGGUUGGUUAUACGACUGAGAUGGGGACUCAAGAUGGAAGAAUAACAUGUACAGCAAAAGGGUGGUUUCCAGUGCCACGAUGCUACAAAAAGUGCACCAAGCCUUUUUUAGAAAACGGCUUUUUUUACGGUACAGAAACGUACUUCAAAAUACAUGAGAAACUGCAAUACAAAUGUAAUCCAGGCUACCACCCUCCAGGGGGUGGUACUGAAGAUACAGUACAAUGUCAGCCAGAAGGAUGGUCCUCCCAGCCAAGCUGUACUAAAAAAAUCGAGUCGUGUCAAGUACCCAAUUUGUAUCAUGGCAGCUACUUCACAGCCCAACUAGAGCUUCGACUGAAUGAAACACUGCAAUACAAAUGUGAUGAGGGAUAUUAUACUGCAGGAGGAAACACUACAGAAGAAGCAGUGUGUUUAACACAUGGGUGGUCCCUUCCUCCAAGCUGCACUAAAAUAACUUGCUCCUCUUUGAGUGCAAUAACACAUGGAGGUUUCUAUCCCAUGAAGAAAAUCUAUGAAGAGGGGGAUGUAGUUCACUUCUUCUGUGAGAAAAAUUAUUCUAUCAGUGAAUUUGACCUAAUUCAAUGUUAUAAUUUUGGAUGGCAUCCAGACCCUCCAGUGUGUGAAGGUGUAAAGAAUAAAUGUCCCCCACCACCACUUCCUCCUCAUGCCCGUAUCGUCACACAUAGAAGAACAUAUCGUAAUGGAGACAGUGUUCUUAUACAGUGUCAAAGUACUUUUGAAAUAAAAGGACCAGAGGAAAUCCACUGUGUCAAAGGAAAAUGGACAUCACCCCCUGUUUGUAUAGGAACUAUGGAUAAAUGGGAAUCUGAGGCACCACCAUCACUCAAGGGAGAUGGAGCAAUAAAGGCAAGCAACACAUAUGGCAAGGAAGAUACAGUAGAAACGCAGCAAGACUGCACCUCUCCACCUUUGAUUAAAAAUGGUCUUCUUCUUGGUCCAUUCCUGACAAGUUACAAAAAGGGUUCCUCAGUAGAAUAUGGAUGUCAGCAUUACUAUUUUUUGGAUGGACCUAGCACUGUUUACUGUGAAGAAGGGAACUGGACAGAACAACCAACUUGCUUAGAGCCAUGCACUCUUAAUGUAACUGAUAUGAACAGCAACAACAUAGAGUUGAAAUGGAGUCAGGAAGAAUUGACUUUCCGACAUGGUGAUCUCAUAGAAUUUGAAUGUAAACCAGGAUACAGUUUUCUUGAGGCUCCCACUCUGUCUCCUGGGAGGACACAGUGUAACCAGGGCAGACUGAAAUAUCCAAAGUGCAUUAUGCCAGCUCCUGCAGCAAAAUGUGACUCUCCACCUUUGAUUGCGAAUGGAGCUCUUAUUCUCCCACCCCUGACCCGGUAUGAGAGUGGUUCUUCAGUUCAGUAUAAUUGCACUGACUAUCAUUUUUUGCAAGGAUCUGAGAGAAUCUACUGUUCUGAAGGACGGUGGACUUCACCACCAGUUUGUAUAGAGCCAUGUACUUUGUCAAAAAAAGAAAUGGAGAAAAAUAAUGUACUGCUGCAAAGGAUCUAUGAGAAUCAACUUUAUUUUUACCAUGGGGAUUAUGUUGGAUUUUACUGUAAAGAGAACCAUUUUGGAGCAGAAUCUGGUACAACUUUAUUUCAAGUGCAGUGUAAGAGAGGACAGCUGGCGUAUCCAAGAUGUGUUGAAAGAGGAAGCUAAGUAUGGACUUAAGGAAAGCCUACAGGAACAGGUAUGUACAUGUUUAUCUGGCAUUAACAGCUGAAUUAAGAUGGCCUCAGAUUUUUCAAGACUACUGCAGUCAGGUUUGAGAAAUGAGUGUUUAGUGAAAGUGCUUUGUGUUAUGAGGACUGGGAAUGCAGCAGCAGAAUGCAAUAUUGGCAUAUGCAUGGAAAAUUUAAGGUGGAGGUCUGUAAGGCUUACAGUGAUUAACUUGAGGAAGCAUCACAAUCUUGAAAAAAGAGCCGUGAUGUGGCUUCAAUGUGAACUGUCCAUGGCAUUUCCUUGGCCUGUAUGGAUAGUGUCAGGACAGCUGAAGCUCACCUAGAGUGGAAAUCAAGGGUCACAAUAACAUAUUCUGUUACUGCAGCAGCACUAAAACAAUGAAAAACAAAAAUGUGAUCUGUCACUGAAGGGGGUAGGUGAUUUAGUGACAGCAGCCUCACAUGAAGCUGAAGUACUCAAUGCAUUCUUUGCCUCAAUGUUCAUCAAAAGCAUGCUGUCUUCAUUUCUGUCAUCCUCCCUAUCCUGUCCAGUGCUCACAAACAUCCAGCAUUAAAUGUACAUCCAGAGGAAGUGCAGGGGAGCUUAAGAAUCUUGGAGAAAGCUGGCCAUGCUCCCUGAGAGCUACUGCAGCUGUCUUGCUGUGGCACUGCCCUCAGCAGUGCUGGGGAUUGCAGUGCUGGGAAAGCACCCUUGGGCCCCACAGUAAGCAAAAGCAUUUGCAGACUUUGACACUUGUUUUAGCUCAGUUUCAUUUCUCUUUGUAUCUAAUGAGGAUGCAUGUCAACUCAGCAGAGACAAAAAAAAAAAGGCUAUUUACGUUUUUGCUUCUUCUGUUGAAACAGAAUUAAGGAUUAGAUUAUCAAAUAAUAAUCCAUGCCAUUCUUGUCUCAAUAUUUUUAGUUUAGUGCAUAAUAGAAUUCAUGCCUUCUUAGGAAUACAGGCAAAAUAUAACAACUUUUUAUUAAAUCUGUUAAUAAAUGAAGGAAGCAUGAGUUUCAAUGAUGCAAUGAAAUAUUAAUGACUUUAUUAAAAUACAGUAUGGUUUUAUUAACACAUUAAUUAUUUUCAAUAAGGAAAAAAAACACCAUGUUAUUCAUGUGAAGCAAUGAACAGUUUGUGAAGCUCGUUCUCUCUUGGCAUGCUUGCUCAGUAAAAACAGAGAUCAUGGGACAGAGCUGCUUUUCACAUAAAAUUAGAUACCUUUUUCCAUGGUGGUUUGUUGGGGCUUGCAAUUAAAAGGCAUUUGGUCUUAAAAAUAGAAGUAACUUUUUUGUAUCUUUCUAGUUCUAUUUUAUUUGUAUUUCUUUUUUGUAUCUUGUUUUAUAGAAUACACAUCCUCAACAACCUAAUAGGUCUCUUUGGUAGACCAGCAUUCUAUCUGACAAUAUUAUUCUCCUUAAUUUCACAGAAAUACUGAUAUCCAAAUUCCACUGUAUAUUCUUUCAAAGGGAAGAUAGUGGUAUUUCCAUUAUCAGAAGAAGGUGGCAAUACCCAUUUCCCAGAUGGUGGAAGUACAUUCUCAAGAAAAUCACCAUCACUCAGGUCAUCCCAACUGUAUACCCAAAUAGUGACUGUCAAUAAUGAAAUUUGUUGAAGUACUGGUUUGAGUGACUUAAAGCAUCACUAAAACAAUUGUAGAGGUUUGUAUUCAUGUUCUGGAUACUUAUUUUUUAAAUGUCUUGCUAGCAUUAUCUAAUAUCUUAAGGCACAAUGUAUUAAGGGCAAAGUUCAUCAUUAACAAUAGCAGAUUUAAAUUUGUAUUUCAAAUAGUCUUCACCAUUUCUAAUUUUUGUUUAUACACUUCUUUUCAAUUGCAAUUAGAGAGACGUUGUUUGUAUCUCAGGGUGGCUGAUAAAGAGGUCAUACUAGGAGCACAA
Molecule: messenger RNA, 4076 nt
Organism: Apus apus (common swift)
Lineage: Eukaryota; Metazoa; Chordata; Aves; Apodiformes; Apodidae
Product: coagulation factor XIII B chain-like
Exons: 11
Coding region: 295-2175 (626 amino acids)
Source: RefSeq, a predicted model, not a curated record